AUGAGUAGAACUGAUUUGACAACAGAAGAUGUAGUCAGAUAUUUUCACGCUAAAUUAAUGCAUAAAAAAGAUGAAGAAGCAUAAUAGAACAUUCUUCAAAAAAUUCCUAAUUUAUUCGAGUUGUUUGAAUAACUGGAACUUCCUAAUCCUAAUCACUACGAUUAAGGAGUUUAACUUGGAGAAGUUGAAAAAGAUAGAGUCGAAGUUAAACAUCCCUCAAAAUUUACUCAAUCAAAACCAUAACCGGUUGACAACGAUUCAAGGCAUCAUUCUAUGAAUGCCAAUGGCGUACCUAACGGUUCUUAAAAAAGAAGAUUCUGA
Molecule: messenger RNA, 321 nt
Organism: Stylonychia lemnae
Lineage: Eukaryota; Ciliophora; Spirotrichea; Sporadotrichida; Oxytrichidae
Source: the annotation of a GenBank genome assembly